Molecule: messenger RNA, 1721 nt
Organism: Prosopis cineraria
Lineage: Eukaryota; Viridiplantae; Streptophyta; Magnoliopsida; Fabales; Fabaceae
Product: heavy metal-associated isoprenylated plant protein 28-like
Exons: 3
Coding region: 826-1311 (161 amino acids)
Molecular function (GO): metal ion binding
Source: RefSeq, a predicted model, not a curated record
CGUCCUUCAGCUUCUUGAUUUUCUUCUUCUCCCCAUAACGCCAUGAAUUUCGGUGUCAAAACUCAUUAGCUUGCUGUCAAUUUGAAGUUAUGUUUAACUACCUUCUUCAGGAUCCACAUGGAACCAGUGCUUCCUUAUGAUUCUUUUUCGUUACCACGCACAUAACCAUUGAUUUGGGUGUCGUAACUCACCGGCUCCCUGAUCAUUGAUCAACUUAAACUCCUGUUACAACCUUCUCUCGCCAGAUCGGCAUGUAAACCAGUGUUUAUGACAAAGUUAACUUCUAUACAUUUUCCUUAGGAAAAAGCUCCCAAGCAAUUAGCAAUUCUGCAGAGAGCUUUGAAUGUCAUGCCUGCUCUCUGCACGGCCCUUGGCCACCACUAGACCAUGUUUUUCUCAAAGCAACCUUAUAUUUUUUUGGCGAAGAACAAAAAAAUUCAAAUGAGUUGGGUCUUGAGAACAUGUUAGAAACAAGGUAUAUUUUUAGGCUUGAAGAAUGCUUAUAAAAGUUUUUACAUAUUGCUUAUCAAUAAGGCCUUUACAUCAAUAACGGGAUUUGAUUAUAUGAUUUUAUGAGUUAUGGGUCAAAUUAUUAUUAAAUUAGAUUAAUUUUUGUUGGUCAAAGCAACCUCAUUUUGUUUGAUCAAAGAUGUUUCUUGGGAAUUUCCUGAUAAUUCAACUGCAUGUUUUAUAUUUUGAAUGCAUGCACCGGUAUGUUUUGUAGACCCAUGGUGAAACCAAGAUGGGCGACAUUGUCUCGAUCAUCAAGCAUUCCUGGUUAUAUGCAGUCAAACCCGCCGGCACUUAUCUUUAUCCGUAGUGGAGAUGUGCGUGCACAUGGACUGUACAGGUUGUGAGACCCAGAUUAAGAAAGCCCUUCAGAAGCUACCUGGAGUGGACGAUGUUGAUAUAGACAUGGGCAUGCAGAAGGUAACAGUGAUGGGUUGGGCAGACCAGAACGAGAUUUUGAAGACAGUGAGGAAGAUGGGUAAAAGGGCUGAACUUUGGCCGUACCCAUACAAUCCUGAGUACCACGGUUUCAUUCGCCAGUACACCAACAAAAACUAUGAGAAUAGUUAUAAUAAAAUUAGUUAUGAGAGAGAAUAUUCGAAUCCUGUAAUAACCUCGUACUCUGAGAUACCUGCUGCUGCCAAUAAUAAGGCUUCGUUCUCGUACAACUACUACAAUCAUGGCUAUACAAAUGGUGACUACUUUGGCUACUACCACCAGCCAAUUGGUUCAUCCAUGGUUAAUGACAAAGCCAUCGCCAUGUUUAGUGAUGAUAAUCCUCAUUCUUGUUCUAUUAUGUGACCCCAAAAACGAUCUCUCUGUCUCUGUCUCUGUGUGUGUGUGUGUGUGAAAAGAAGCUUAGGUGAGUUAGUUCUGAGGGUUUUACCAAGACCGAUGCAUGUGAUCUUUGGAUUUAAAGAAUACUUAUAAGGGUAUCUAUAUAGAUCACUCAUAAACAAAAUCCUAACAUUGAUAAUGGGAUUUCAACCUCCGACUUAUAAGUUAUGGCCAAGUCUUUACCAAGUGAAUCAACCUUUAUCAACACCCUCAAAACCAUUCAUAUUUACACUUUUAUGUCAACUCUUUUUUCUUUUUUUCUUUUUUUCUGUUUGUCCAUUUUACGUGGCUACACACACAAGCACACACAGAGAGGAUGUAUGUAUGUGCGAAUGUACGUAUCAUGAAGUGGUAAAUUAUGUAUAUUUUUGUCC